AUGGAUUUAAGAAUUGGUGGUAAAUAUAGAAUAAGUAGGAAGAUAGGUGGUGGAUCAUUUGGUGAGAUUUAUUUAGGAACCAACAUAUCAACCAAUGAAGAAGUUGCAAUUAAAUUAGAACCUGCAAAAGCAAUUCAUCCACAACUUUUAUUUGAAUCAAAAUUAUAUAAAAUAUUUCAAGGUGGAAUUGGUAUACCUGCAGUUAAAUGGUUUGGAUUCGAUGGUGACUAUAAUAUAAUGGUUAUGGAUUUAUUAGGACCAAGUUUAGAAGAUCUUUUUAAUUAUUGUGGUAGAAAGUUUAGUUUAAAAACUGUGUUAAUGUUGGGUGAUCAAAUGCUUAGAAGAAUAGAGUUCAUUCAUUCAAACAACUUUAUUCACAGAGAUAUAAAGCCUGAUAAUUUCUUGAUGGGAAUUGGAAAACGAGGCCAUGUUGUCAAUCUAAUUGAUUUUGGGUUGGCAAAACGUUAUCGUGAUCCAAAGACUCAUCAACACAUUCCAUACAGAGAACACAAGAAUUUAACUGGUACUGCUCGUUACGCUUCGUUGAAUACUCAUCAAGGUAUUGAACAAAGUAGAAGAGACGAUUUAGAAUCACUUGGUUAUGUUCUUAUGUAUUUCAAUAGAGGUAGUUUACCAUGGCAAGGUUUAAAAGCUUACACUAAAAGAGAUAAAUACGAAAAAAUUUGUGAUAAAAAAGCACAAACUAAAAUUGAUACAUUAUGUCAAGGUUUCCCAAGUGAAUUUGCAACAUUUUUAAAUUAUACAAGAUUCUUAAAAUUUGAAGAUAAACCAGAUUUCCUUUAUCUUAGAAAGUUAUUAAGAGAAAUGUUUGUAAGAGAGGGUUAUAGAUACGACUAUAUGUUUGAUUGGGUUAUUGUUAGAAAACUAAGAGAAAAGCCACCUCUUGAAAGACCAUUAUCAAACGACAACAAACAAAUUCAACAACAAAUUCAACAACAACAACAAGCACAACAACAAUUACAACAACAAGCACAACAACAACAACAACAAACUACAACCACCACUACAACAUCAUCUUCACAACCAAGCAAUGUUAAAAAUAUUUCAACCGUUUCAAAUAUAGCUACAACCACUACAGAUGAGCAAUUCAGACAAUUAUUAUCUACCCCAUCUUAUAAUAAUGUAGACUCUGAUCAAUCACCACAACAAACUACUACUACUACUUCAUCAUCUAAUCCAAAUCAAACUACCUUCUACAGACAGAAUAAAGUCGUAGUUCCACAAUCUUCUUCAACCACAACAAAGCCACCAGCAAAGUAG
Molecule: messenger RNA, 1281 nt
Organism: Dictyostelium discoideum AX4
Lineage: Eukaryota; Evosea; Eumycetozoa; Dictyosteliales; Dictyosteliaceae
Gene: cak1-1
Product: protein serine/threonine kinase
Exons: 4
Coding region: 1-1281 (426 amino acids)
Cellular component (GO): nucleus; cytoplasm
Molecular function (GO): protein serine/threonine kinase activity; protein serine kinase activity; protein kinase activity
Source: RefSeq, a predicted model, not a curated record